AGAGGGAGAAUUAGGGUUUCGGGGAUCGAUGUGAGGAGAGGAUGUGGGGGCGAUUCUACUGGGGAACGAAGGGGGGAGAGGUGGGGAUCGUCGUGGUGUUCGCAUGGCUAUCGAGCGAGGAGAGGCACCUCAAACCCUACCUCGAUCUCUACUACUCCCUCGGGUGGAGCUCUCUCGUUUGCCACGCUGACUUUCUUACCCUAUUUUUCCCGGAGAAGGCGACAUCACUAGCUGAUAGCAUUCUUAAAGAGCUUGUCAAGCAGGAAAUAAAAACUAGGACAUUACCCAUUGUAUUUGCGGCUUUUUCUGGGGGACCAAAAGGUUGCAUGUACAAGGUUAUUCAGUUGAUUGAAGGAAAAUGUGCAGGACAGUUAAGUAAGGAUGAAUACCGAUCAGUAGGAGACUGCCUAUGUGGACAAAUAUACGACUCUACUCCAGUGGAUUUCACAAGUGAUUUGGGCACUCGAUUUGUUCUUCAUCCAUCUGUCCUGAAAAUGUCGAGCCCUCCUAGAGUUGUAUCCUGGAUGGCCAAAGCCUUUGCUUCUGGCCUCGAUGCACUCUUCAUAAAUAGAUUCGAAGCGCAGCGGGCCGAUUAUUGGCAGACUCUGUAUUCUUCAGCUAAUUUUGGGCCAAUAACAAUAUUUUGCUCAGAAGAUGACAAACUUGCCCCAUAUUCGGUGGUUUCUAAUUUUGCUCAGCGCCUGCAAGAGCAGGGAGCAGAUGUUAACCUAGUGAAAUGGAAUAGCUCCCCUCAUGUAGGCCAUUAUAAGUAUCAUCCAGAUGAAUAUGAGGCUGCUGUAACCCAGCUUCUUCGAAAGGCUGCUGUGGUUUUUGCCAACAGAAGACAACACAAUGGCGUUUCGGACAUGAACAAUACAUCCAAUCCAACACCUGAAUCAGUGUACGAUCAUCACAGGACUGCCGAGAGUUCAAAUGCGAGCUUAAGAAGACUUGCUAUUGAUUCAACACCAACUACCGAUCCGGGCAAUAAUUACUCCCUACCAAGCUCAAUGGAGUACCACGAAAACCAAGUAAUCGAGAAGGCCGAGUUAUUCCACACAAACAAUGUACCAAGUAUCGGCGCCCGCGGGGUGCUGGGCCAAAUCCUUUAUGAUGUGUGUGUUGCUGAAAAUAUAGAGGGAUGGGAUUUAAACCCUGUCGCACCCUUCAACGGACAGCAUGUUCUUCGCAAUAAGCACGGCGCUUUUAAUCCAGUGAAAUGCAUACUGCGAUCGCGAUUGUAGUAUCUGUUUUGUCCCUCAGGCUCAAAUAAAUGGUGAAGAGAGAACCACGCGAGGUAUGUAGAUUAAUUGGAUGGGUUCCCAUGAUAUCUACCUAUCGUGGGAACAACCAUUUAUAUUUUACAAUAAAAAAUGAAUAAUAGAAAAAUAUAUGUUGCAUAACAACCAGAUGCUCUCGCUUUGUUGCAUUUUUCAUGAGGAAAUGAAUACUAAGUUUGCAUAAA
This is a messenger RNA of Ananas comosus (pineapple), 1465 nucleotides long. RefSeq lists its product as uncharacterized. Bases 42 to 1244 code for a protein of 400 amino acids. The transcript is spliced from 7 exons. Lineage: Eukaryota; Viridiplantae; Streptophyta; Magnoliopsida; Poales; Bromeliaceae. The record is from RefSeq and is a predicted model, not a curated record.